This is a messenger RNA of Pyricularia grisea, 2343 nucleotides long. RefSeq lists its product as uncharacterized. NCBI's taxonomy places the organism in Eukaryota, Fungi, Ascomycota, Sordariomycetes, Magnaporthales, Pyriculariaceae. The transcript has a single exon. The record is from RefSeq and is a predicted model, not a curated record. Gene Ontology annotation, molecular function: protein binding. Bases 1 to 2343 code for a protein of 780 amino acids. Gene Ontology annotation, cellular component: SCF ubiquitin ligase complex. Gene Ontology annotation, biological process: SCF-dependent proteasomal ubiquitin-dependent protein catabolic process.
AUGUCAGCAACCGAAAUCCCACGUACCACAGGCCCGGGAAGGCUGAUAGCAGCUCACGACCGAAGAGCUGCAAGUAGUAUCGACUCGACCAGCUCGCACUCCCGAACCAUGACCAUUCCCGAGCAACCAGGAUCCUCACACAUAGAGGGUGAGCUACAGGACGUUAUAGACGAUACCACAAAGAAGCCUAAAACUCGUCACUCAAUCUUCCGCAGCAUCUCGCGUAUCGCUUCUUCGCCUGCUGUUGGCCUCGGUCUUGGCCACUCAAGGUCCGCAUCUGUUCCUUAUAGCAGCGGAUCGAGCCUCUCCUCUGUCAGCUUAUCGACCGCGUCCAGCUCCUCACCUUUUACCCCGACCUCGACCUCGUCCUACUUUCCACCUUCAGAUCCCCCUCUCGAACGCGACGGGGUCGGCUCGUCUGGUGGAUCAGGGACAUCAUCUCCUAGCUGCUCCCCUGGACAGUGGUCGCCGGAGGAGAUUCGUGUUCGUCAGUUGAAAGCAGAAAGCCUCCCUCACAAUGGCAACGACCUCGAAAAGUCUUCCAUACCAGCCGAGCUAGCUUCUACCAAGAAGAUAAGCCAAAGGCGCAAAGAAUCUUGGGCGAGCAUGCCAUUGGAAAUCAAAAUACACAUCCUGUCGCAUCUGAAUGCACGGGAGCUUGUUUUGUUGGCGCGAGUCAGUAAAGAGCUCCGUGAAUUAUGUUUCGACGGUCAGCUGUGGACUACUUUUGAUGCCUCGAGCUUCUACAAGAGAAUACCGUCACACGUCUUGACUAACACCUUGGUCCGGGCGGGCUCCUUCGUCCAACACCUAAAUUUAAGAGGCUGCAUACAACUUUCAGGCUCGACUCCUUUCGACCAAGUUCCAAAAUUAUGCACGAAUCUCCACAGCCUGACCCUGGAGGGUUGUUUCAUCAAGCGCAACAUACUGCACAGCUUGCUCGAGAGCAAUGUGAGGCUGGAGCGGAUCAAUCUGACGGGCCUCAAGUCUGUGUGCAACUCCACUUGCAGAAUCAUUGCCGAAAUGUGCCCGCGCCUCGAGGUUUUCAAUGUGUCGUUCUGCACCGACCUGGAUGCUCGUGGUAUUAAAUCAGUUCUUGACCGUUGUCCACUGCUGACGGACGUUCGCGCUGCUGAGGUCAGGGGUUUUGAGAGACAUGAUGUUGCGGCCGCCAUAUUUCGUGCCACCAACCUGACAAGACUUACACUUAACGGAUGUCGAGAAAUUGAUGACGCAUCGUUCAAGAUCAUGUUGCUUGGAACUGAUCCGAAAUUCGACCUGUUGACAGAUCUUCCUAUGGUUGCGCCGAGAAAGUGGCGCCACCUGGGAUUGAGUUAUUGUGAUGGUAUCACCAAUGAAGGAUUUGGGGCCAUGGGCCACCUCGUCCCUGACCUCGAGAGCCUAGAACUUAGCAGAUGCGGCUCUUUGUCGGAUGCGGGUCUAGGUCCUGUGUUGGCUACGACUCCUAGGCUCACUCAUCUAGAUCUCGAGGACUGCGCGCUGUUGACAAACACGACUUUGUCAACUCAUUUGGCUAAGGCACCGUGCGCCCCGUUGCUUAAGCACCUCACAGUCAGCCACUGCGAGAAUUUGGGCGAUGCGGGCCUAAUGCCCGUCGUUCGCGCGUGCAAGAGCUUACAGGUCCUGGAGAUGGACAACACUAGAGCCAGUGAUCUUGUAAUAUGCGAACUUUCGGCUAUGAUACGAGCCCGUUCGAAGCAUACUACGCAACUACCCCAGAUAUCUCUAAGAGUGGUUGCUUACGACUGCUCGAACAUUACUUGGAUGGGUAUCAGGGAGGUUCUUUCGCGAAAUUGCGAGGCUGCCCCGCGAGUCCGAAAACAAACAAGCCAGAAUGCAUGGCGGGCUGAAGCAGAGCGUGUCUAUGCGCUGAUAGAAGAGGUAUCCAGCAGAGCUGGCCCUCAGGGGAGUGGGCAAGCAAACGUUGCCAGUGAAACGAACGGUACCAGCUCGGCCAAACGCCAACAAAAGAAAACGGGUGGCAGCCCAUCUGAACCGCCAAAACAAUCCUCACACCAGCAGACUUAUCCGAGCGACAUCAUCGGCAUAAAGUGCUACUACGCUUGGCAGCAGACGGUGGACGAGCACACGAAACGCGUGCUGGCAGGCGAGCUGACCCGUGCCUCGCGUCUGGAGCGUAGCUGGGCGGCCUGGAUGCAGGCCGACGAGGAACAGGAGGCCGGUGGCGGCAUCAGGCUCACGAGGCGACGGCGGACACGGGCUCGAGAGGCGCAGAUGGUCCAUGCCGAUGAGGAGGUUGGCGGAAACGGCGCAGGCGCCAGGAGAAGGGCGCGGACUGCAAGCUCAUGCGUUGUCAUGUAA